AUGAGUGCAAGCCUGAGGAUGCAUAGCUCUCUGUCCGCGCGUACACUCUAUCCCCGAUACAAACCAAACGACACCCUCAACGCGUCCAACCUUUCGUCUCUUCAAACUCGAACCCUCUUCGCAAGCAUUUCGCAAAAACCAUCCCUCCGCCUCCGUCUCCGGUCCCCUUCCCCCGCGCUCGUCACCGCGCAAGCGGGGAAGGGCUUUGGAAAGAAGCCGGCGGCCAGCAGUAAGGCGAAGCCGGCCGGCAGCAGCGCCGGCAGCAGCAAAUUGCUGGAUGAGCUUGGCGCCGCUAGCACUUCAGUAACUGCACCGUCGGGAAAAGCGGCUGUUGCGGGGGCGGAAGCGGCGGAUGCGGCGGUGUGUCCGUGCGGGGGGAGCGGGGAGGGGGAGAAGCGCGCAUACAAGGAGUGCUGCGCGCGGUACCAUGGCGGGGUGAAGGAACCCGACGCUGUUUCCCUAAUGAAGGCGCGCUAUACAGCCUUUGCCAGGGGUGUGAUUCCCUACAUCGUGCGCACAACACAUGAAGACAACCCCAACAUGGCACCCGGGGGAGCAGAGGGGCGCAAGAAGCUGACUGCUGAUUGCGAGGAGACGUGCAAGCGGCUGGUCUUCAAACGCCUCAAGAUUCUUUCAACAGAGGCAGGAGAGAGCGAUGAUGUUCUAUGUCAAGCUUGCGAGGAGACGUGCAAGCGGCUGGUGUUCAAACGCCUCAAGAUUCUUCCAACAGAGGCAGGCGAGAAUGACGAUGUGAGUGCAGGAGGCACUGGUGUGAAUCUUUCGUCUCCUUCCGAGCAGUCUACACCUACCUACAAGCACGGCACCACCACCGACAACCAGAUCUUAGUCGAGAAGUCCCGCUUCGUGCGCGACCCAGACACAGGCCGGUGGCUGUACCGCGAGAAAACCCCCCUAGACGCUCUACCUGACUCCCCUUCCCCCCCUUCCUUUAUCCCCCCACCCCCUACCCCAUGCCCUUUUUGUCUUCUCCUUCUGUCACAGGAGUCGUUUGUCUCAUUUCGUGCAGUCUACGCGUACAAGCACGGCACCACCACCGACAUUCAGAUCCUAGUCGAGAAGUCCCGCUUCGUGCGCGACCCAGAGUCAGGCCGGUGGCUGUACCGCGAGAAAGUACCCACUCUCGUUCCCCAUUCCCCCCCUUCCCCCCUCUCACAGGAAUCAUUUGUCUCAUUUCGUGCAGUCUACGCCUACAAGCACGGCACCACCACCGACAAUCAAAUCCUAGUCGAGAAAUCCCGUUUCCUGCGCGACCCAGAGUCAGGCCGGUGGCUGUACCGUGAAAAGAUUCCUCUGGACGCGGCUUCAGAGGCGGCGUGGCGGCUGGGUCCCGCUCUGGUAGAGCAGGAGCAGCAGGCGGGAGGGAGGAAGUCAUAUGUCAUGCGAGGAGCAGCACAGCCGAAGCUGCGGCCGAGAUCAAGCUAG
Closterium sp. Naga37s-1 is the source of this 1443-nucleotide messenger RNA. The record is from the annotation of a GenBank genome assembly. NCBI's taxonomy places the organism in Eukaryota, Viridiplantae, Streptophyta, Zygnematophyceae, Desmidiales, Closteriaceae.